AUGCUGACGGUGUCUUCAAAAACUUCUUCAUUUGGGUCAAAUGUACUUUCUAAAAGUGAAAUAAAUGAAGCAAGACGUGAUAUCAAACACGAAACUGAUACAGAUCAGAUAUUUGGAGCUAAUUCUGGAAAAGGAUCGUCAGCUACUAGUGCUUUUGUCAAUAACAUAAACGAAUUAGAAAGUGACCAGACUAUGAUUAAUCUCGCAGCGAUUUCGAUGGAAAUGUUAGCUGAAAUAACAACUUCGAAAGGGUCAACUUCUGAAGUCAAAAAUACAAAAAGUCCAGUAAAAAAAGCACGAAAGCAAGGAGCGCAAAAAUUUAAGCCUUCAAAUGUCUGGAAUCACUUCUCGCGAUUACUUAAUGGUAACGUACUUUGCGUGCAUUGUGGAAAAGUGCUAAAACGCAAAGAUAGCUCAACAAAGACAAUGUGGGGUCAUCUGCGAGCAGUGCACUUCAAAGGCAAUAAUGAAAUUGAAAGUGUGGUUAGUGAAAGAGCGGAAGCAAGCAUGAUUCUUGAUGACUUUUCUUCGACUAGGACCCUCACAACUCAGAAUCUACUUGAACAACAAGUUGGAAUUCUUUAUGACAUUCCUUCGAAAAAUCAACAGUCAGUCAACAUUAUGAAUGAUAUCACACCAAUAAUUUGGCCUAUUAUUCCGAAUGCUUCUAAAACAAAUUUGGAAAUUGGUGAAGAGCAGAAUCUAAGGAAUAAUAUCAUGUCAGAAUCAGAAUUCAAUAACGUUAGCGACAAGAAGUCACUCAACUUUCUUUCAACAAUUCCUCACUCCGUUGAAGUAAUUAAAAUUAACAGUGGCAGCAGCUCUAGUGAUCGCAACAAUCCAUCAUAUUCUCCUAACGAAGAAUCAAAAAAGAUGCAUGGUACUGAUAUACUGCACAGCAAUGCAUCCGCCACAUCAGCUACGAUAUCCAAUCCUUCAGAAACAUUUAUUUUCAGUAAUACAAAUCAUCUACCAACUACACAUUCUAUGCAGCGUGCUGCUGACAUUUCAGCUCCAUUUUCGAUAUUUGAUCCGGAAUCAGUGGCUUUAUUUAUGCGAACUGCUAAUGAUUUAAACUGUACAUUGUCUUAUCACUCUCGCUGUUCUCAACCUCAGCUAUGUCUUGAAUCCAACAUUACUGCAGCUAAUAAACUAAAAGGCUUAGAGGUGUCUAUAACGGAAAAUAACGAUGUGGUGUACAUCAAAGUUCAAUCUGAUGGUAUAGAAAUUCAAAAGGAAAUGUGGAAAAAAACGGAUAAGAUACAAUUUAUGUGGGCGAUACGAGGAAAAUGUCAGAAAGUGCUGACGGAGUAA
Messenger RNA from Thelazia callipaeda (thelaziosis nematode), 1314 nucleotides. Lineage: Eukaryota; Metazoa; Nematoda; Chromadorea; Rhabditida; Thelaziidae. The record is from the annotation of a GenBank genome assembly.